Molecule: messenger RNA, 1482 nt
Organism: Nannizzia gypsea CBS 118893
Lineage: Eukaryota; Fungi; Ascomycota; Eurotiomycetes; Onygenales; Arthrodermataceae
Product: methyltransferase
Exons: 3
Coding region: 1-1482 (493 amino acids)
Molecular function (GO): S-adenosylmethionine-dependent methyltransferase activity
Source: RefSeq, a predicted model, not a curated record
AUGCCUCGACCAUAUGCAGUCAUCUCCCUCGCUUUAUCGAUAGUAAUCGGCUUAGUUCUGGUUUCAAUCAUUGAUGACACCACUAAUCCAGCUCUUCGCGGUGUUAAACCCUCAAUUUAUAAGCUGGUAGGGAUCGGUGCCCUGGCCACCCCCCUUAAGCAAUACAUUCCCACAAAUUAUCUACGUCUUCCUUUCCUGGGAGCCGGCCUUCCGACAUACUACCAGCACUCAAAGAGUUACGAAACUACAAAUGUGAACACAGCAAAAGCAAGGGGAGAGGCGAUCAGUACUCGACAAUUGGAAGAAGAGACUCGCCUGAGAGAUCGAAUCAGGAGGGAUAGCAAGAGAAAAUGGGACUCAUCACAUCCUAGAUAUAGGUUAUUAACCGCUAUGCAUGGUUUUGCUCGCUACAAAGAUAGAAAUCUAGCCGAAGCCGAACGAUGGAGUACCCUAUAUUUGAACUCCCCCAAGCGACACCGCACACUCAUUGAAUCUACUGUGGGGUACACUUCGAAGCUGGAGAAGGUUAAAGAUCUUUUUGCAGAAAACAACGUCCUCGCUCAGGCAAUUCUAGAUAAUGCACUGCAUUUUUAUGGGGUCGAUCGAGCUGAAUUGGACCAGUUCAUCCAAGAGGCUGAGUCCAAUGGUAUUGUGGCCGAUAAGACCAGCACAUCUCAAGCGAUGAAACACUUUGUCAGGGAUUGGUCCACGGAAGGGUUGUUCGAAAGGGACGCAGCAUUUCCCUGUGUGGUGGAAGCCCUGAAAAAUUAUUCUGUCCCUUCAAACAAUAAACCUCUUCGAGUCCUAGUUCCUGGCUCUGGCCUUGGGAGGUUAGCACACGAUAUUGCAAAACUGGAAGGUUUUAAGGUGACUUCCAACGAAUGGUCUUCGUAUAUGAACAUAGCAUACCGUUAUGUCGAGGGCUUACGGAACAUAAAUUCAGAAACCUUUUUCCCUUUUAUUGACUGGUGGUCACAUCAGGCAGCUACAGCAGACCUCCUCCGCCCCGUAAAAUUCCCAGACUCUCCCCCUUUCCAUGCAAACAGUUCGCUCGAUCGUUCUCUCAUCCACAUCGAAGGGGACUUCACCUCCAUGCAUCACGGCCUACCAGCGGCAGAGACCAAAUACGACGUUGUAGUAACACUCUUUUUCAUCGACACUGCUAGAAAUCUGAUGUCCUACUUUGAAACAAUUCGCGACUCGUUAAAUGAGAAUGGCACUUGGAUUAAUCUUGGUCCAUUACUUUAUGGAAGUGCCCCAUUCUUACAACUUUCUAUGGAUGAAAUCGUCGAUGUGUGCGAACACUUGGGAUUUGAGUUCCUUGAUACGUCUUCAACGUGUGGUGUUACUACCCUUGACGGGAGGAAAGUCAGAAGCAAAGAAGUACCAUAUGGGCUGAGUGAUCGAUCCUUAUCCAAGAAUGCCUACAAGGCUCAGUUCUGGGUUGCGAAGAAAGGGAAAGCAGCCCCGGAAUUUCAAUAG